AUGAAUUUCGGUUUCUCCGUCGAUGAUUUGACCGAUUCGUUCUGGCAACCACCGGCGGCUCCGGGCGAUGGGAUUACCAGAAGUCAAUCGGAGUGGGCCUUCAAAAGACUUCUCGAAGAGAUGUCCACUUCCUCAGAGAGUCCUCCCAUCUCCUCGUCUUCCGCCACUGAUAACGCAAUCAGCCAGUCAACUUCACAGCUUCAAUCUGAGCCGUCCGUUUCCAAACAAGGAGAAGCUGCAUCUGACGGCGCUGAUGUCGUCGAGAUACAGAAGCCAAAAAUCCGUGCACCGUCGUCUGACUCUUCAGCUGAGAUGGAUCCAAACCAUUACCAAGCGAUCCUCAAGAGCAAGCUCGAACUCGCCUGCGCUGCCGUUGCCCUUCGCGUGGCAAGUGGGAAACCGGAAGAUUCGAGUGCCUCAUCUGGUAAUCAAAAGCAGCCUGCUCCGACUGGAUCUCAAACUCAAGGUCCUGCUGCGACACAAACGUCACCUUGUGUUUCAUCCGUUAGCGCUGCUACUUCAUUAGGCACACAGAACAAACCAGAUACUCAAGUCAGGCGAGCUACCAGUGGCUCAUCAAGAGAUGAUUCUGAUGACGAAGAUCUUGAUGGAGACGCAGAGAAUGCAGAUCCUGCUCACAUAAAGCGUGCCAAGAGGAAGAUUUCAAACCGAGAAUCCGCUAGGCGCUCUAGAAAACGAAAGGCAGAACAAAUGAAUGAGCUUGAUACACAGGUGAAGAUGGCAGAGGAAACUGUGAAAAGAGUGACAGGAAGGAAUCCUUUACUUGUGGCAAGACCAAACAGCAUACCAUUCAAUAGCGCACCAAUAAGCAAUAUUGGAUUGAAGAACUCCACCAAUGUGCCUCUUCCACCGCAGAAUGUUGCUUUCUCCAGUCACUUGCCCGCACAGGUGAACCACCCAUUUGUUCCAGCUAGUUGCAAUGGUUAUGAAACGCUGCCGCAUUGGAAUCACGCAGCGGGAAAGAAUAAGCCACAAGAAUGA
Molecule: messenger RNA, 1002 nt
Organism: Microthlaspi erraticum
Lineage: Eukaryota; Viridiplantae; Streptophyta; Magnoliopsida; Brassicales; Brassicaceae
Source: the annotation of a GenBank genome assembly